UGAGAAUUAAUUAUACAGAAUAUGAAUUAAUGAAAAGUGAGGGUUUGUCACAAGUUUUUGCAUCAAACUUGUGGACAAUUUUUGUCCGGAAAUUGAAUUCUCUGACAAAUGUUAGUGAAGGAGCAGUUGUUUAUAGGUUUGGCAUUAAAGCACAGGUGGGUUUGGGUAUGUGUUAGAGCACCGGCCGUUCGCAUCGCAACAAAACAGGUAAAUACAGGUUAUCAAGAAAAACAACUCCUCUUUUCUGAUGGAUACCAACGCAAGUGUUGUCAACGUAAGGGCAGUGCUGGCGAUGGGAGGCUAUUGGGAGCUAUGGAUUAAAUACAUGACAUUUGUUUACUUUUUAUCAUUGAUUUUCUCAUUUUAUUCACUCAUUUGACACAUAAAUGUGAUAAAAAUGACAAUCAAUUAAAGUGAUUAACUUGUGGUGAGGAUGAAUCUAAUCUUCAUCUGUCCCUUAAGUCAAGUGAUCCUAUGGUUCAUAAGUUUUGUAUUCCAAUUGAUUGCCUUAUUUGCUGAUUAUUGGGGUUAUUUCGAAGCUAAAACUGAUCAGGGAUUACCACAAGAGAAGGGACACUACGGUCUGUGGGGUAUCUGUUCCAUCAAAGCCCCGGUAUAUCGCGAUGACUGCGACCCUUUGGACACAUUCUUCAGACCUCCCCAUCAUAUGGUGGUCGCAGGCGUUGUCGCAUCCCUUCAGACACUCCUUUUCGCACUAUUCCUGCCAUUCCUUAAAUCCAUAUCAAGGGAACAGUUCAUAUUCAAGACAUCUGCUGCAGAGAAUUAUCACAUAACCAAUGGGUGGGCCUUUUGGCUGGAAGUCACUGCUCUUGUCAUCAAUAUAUCAAUAAUAAUGUUAUGUUUGCUGGAAAUGAAUCGACUCAACAGAUUAGAAGCGCUCGGAUUCACGGCAUUCAUUGCCAAUCAGAGUCCGCAUACAAUCCACAACUCUUUUAGUCCUAAUCUUCAAAGUCUUUCAGACGAUGAGACGAAUCACAUCUCUAUUAUUAGCGAUCCGUCAGCCGAUGGCUGGAAUCGAUGUAAUCAACAAAACUGCCAACUUUUCAAUAAAACUUAUCCAAACCUACCGUUCCAGUCGAUCUCAUUCAAUAACCCGGCUUUCCUUCCAGAUAGUCCGGAUCUCAGACAACAUAAACCAUUCAUUAAUCACUUUGAAAUCAUUUAA
Molecule: messenger RNA, 1186 nt
Organism: Oppiella nova
Lineage: Eukaryota; Metazoa; Arthropoda; Arachnida; Sarcoptiformes; Oppiidae
Source: the annotation of a GenBank genome assembly